GCAUGGAAUUUGGCGAGCUGAGAACGUUAAGAGAACUGCAUUACCACUCUGCGCUGGAAGUAGCGUCAACAGCUUUCUCUUUGGUUACUUCCGCGUUUAUAUUCACUCGCAUUUGAGACUGCAAAGGACGUUGCGAUCGUGUUGUCUACUUUUCUUUCCGCGUUUUACGGAUAUUUUGAUUAUUGUAGAAAUCGAAUUUGGCAAAGAAAUGUAAUCAUGCGAUACUGUUCAGGACAUAGCCUACAUAUUCUCAGUUUUUCCGGAUUUUAUCCGUAAAGCUAAUGCACUUGCAAGUAAAUAAACUACUUCUAAUAAUAAACUUGCUAGCAAAUAAACAAGACAAAUAGUGCUAUAGCUCUACAGUUUGUUAGAUUAAUACCGCCACGGGAGCAGGUAAAACAACAGCCUAUUCAUUACGCAGAUCUAGUAGUCGUUCCUUUUCAAGGUGUUGCUGUCGGCGUCAUGAGAAGAAUUGUUAAAGUUGUUCUCCAGAUAACAUGUCAGUUAUUGUGGCUUGCUGGGCUGGUGGUGGGCCUUAGUGGCUUGUACCUCCUGCUGAACUACAGGCACAACGGGCUCUUCUUCCGUGACGUCUAUAUCAUCCUCCCUGCUGUAAUGGCCAUAGCAAGCGCAGUGGUCCUUCUCAUCAGUGGGAGCAUCGGCUGCUGGGUGUCUGUCAGAGAUUCCACCUGCCUGCAGGGUGUGGUAGGGAUCAAAGAAGGGAUGAACAGAGCAUUUGUGUAUCUGCUCAUCAUCAUAUUUUGUCUUGAGGCUACAGCUGCAGCAUUGGCUUAUGCAAACAUAGGAAAGGUACAUUCAGAGCUUGCACCAUUCCAGAAUAUAUUUAAGAAUUACAAUGGAAGCAGUCAAGAUCCUGAUUCUAAAGCUGUGGAUUCCAUACAAGAAGAGUUGCAGUGCUGCGGAAUACAGAAUUACACGGACUGGCAGACCACCCCCUGGUUUAAUCAUAGGGGAAACCUGAGCGUGCCACAGAGCUGCUGCAACUCCACCUUCCACACCUGCACUGGCACUCUGGAUCAAACAUACAUGCUGUAUCCCCAGGGUUGUCAGGUGAAACUGGAGGAUGCCAUUGGUUUUAUUCUACAUCUUAUCAUAUAUUCUACUGCAGCAGUGGCUGUGGUACAGAUUAUAGGGCUGGUUAGUGUGGCCCAACUGAUGAGACAGCAGCCUCUCCAGGGGUAUCAAAUCCUGGAAAGGAACACCAUAAAUUAGAUAAGUAUUAGCCACUUCAGGAAUCCUGAAAUACUGUAUUAGUCUUGUAAACAUUCAGGAUUUUAGAUACAAAUCACUUUGGGUCCCAUUCUCAUAUACAUUCUUGUGACUGUUCCAAAAUCUGGAUUACAUAUUCAAAUCAUCAUACUGAAAAAAAAAAAAAAACAACAAAUACAAAAUAAUAGAUGUUGCUGUGAAUAUUUGAAUAUAUUUAUUGCCAAAUAUUUUCA
Molecule: messenger RNA, 1463 nt
Organism: Anguilla anguilla (European eel)
Lineage: Eukaryota; Metazoa; Chordata; Actinopteri; Anguilliformes; Anguillidae
Gene: tspan37
Product: tetraspanin 37
Exons: 7
Coding region: 463-1233 (256 amino acids)
Cellular component (GO): membrane
Source: RefSeq, a predicted model, not a curated record